Corythoichthys intestinalis (scribbled pipefish) is the source of this 2629-nucleotide messenger RNA. RefSeq names its product elastin microfibril interfacer 2b (gene emilin2b). The transcript is spliced from 7 exons. Bases 24 to 2189 code for a protein of 721 amino acids. The record is from RefSeq and is a predicted model, not a curated record. Lineage: Eukaryota; Metazoa; Chordata; Actinopteri; Syngnathiformes; Syngnathidae. Gene Ontology annotation, molecular function: protein binding.
UUCUUUCAAAACUGAAAAAAUAUAUGUGGACAUUUCAAGCCAUGAAGAAGUCUUCCAUUCAUCUUUCUUCCAUCCUCGUCCUUUUUUUGACAAGCGCCCAAGUUGCAAGAGGAACACCCUUCCGACAUGGGGGCGCGCACUCAGCUGCAGAAAUGCGCCAACGAAACAAAAACUGGUGCGCACACGUUGUGCACAAGAACGUCAGUUGCGCAGUAGUGGGGGGUUCGGAAAGCUUCACCCAACCGGAGUUUCUGCCUUGUCCUCCGGAGAUGAUCAACUGUGCACCACAAGUCAUAUACCGUACGCACUUCAGGCCCACGUACAAGCUGGACUACAAGAUGGUGACGGAGCUACAGUGGAGGUGCUGUCCUGGCUACCAGGGUCACGACUGUAUGGAGGUGAAAAGCGGCACUAAGCUAAUGGAACGAAACUCGGCGCCGAUAGCCAUUGGACGCGAUCAGACCGAGCGUAUGGACCACCGGGCGAACCACCCGCAACAAGGUAGCGAUGCGCCCCAUCUGGAGGACGAAGUGCAGAGACUCUCCCAGAUGGUGCUGGACAUGCAGGCCAGGAUAACUGACAUGUCAUCCAACCUAAGGCAGGAUUUCCAGGAGGACGCUAGCAAGAUGCUUAGUGUUCUUCUGGGCCAGAUGGGGCAGACGGCUAGUGCCAGAGGUGCCGAGCCCAGAACUGUUGACUUGUUCUCCCUGGAUGAGCUGGGGAACAAGAUUAGCCUUCUGGAGAGCAGAAGUGACACCUGGAAUCAUCUGGAGGAACGUGUCAAUAGACAUGACGGGCAAAUCCAGCAUCUUAUGGAGGAACCUUCGACUAAUUCUGACUCCAAUCUGCGCGCUUACGUGGACGAGAACAUUCGCGCUUUGAGAAAAGAGCUAAUGGAGGGCAUGGAUAUCAAACUGGCCGACCUGAAAAACUCCUGUGACUACAAAAUCAUGUCCAUGCACCACGAGUGCGAGGACCAGGAAGAGAACUACCUUAGCCUGAUGGAGCUCAUGGACACUAAAGAAAGAGAGCUCCGCCAGCAAAUCCAGGAACUGAAGACUGAGCUGGAAGAAUCCAGAACAAGACAGGUUCCUGACUGGGUUGUCGACAAACUUCAGGAACUUGUGAAUUCGUCUACGGCAGAGCAGAACUUGAAUAGAAAGCAGGGAGAAGUCCUGAAGGACCUGAUGGAGAAGCUGAUCUUGAUAGAGGACCGAGUUUCUGAAACUAAACUCCAAAAUCCGGAAGCAGACUCUUUUCAAAGUUUGAAAGACACGGUGAAGGUCUUGGAACUUGGACUCUGCAAGGCAAACUUGUCAUUCUUGGAGAACGGUCAAAAGAUUGUUCUGGAGAAAAUUCAUGGCGUUGAGGGCCGUCUUCUAAACCUGGAGAACCGAUGUGGAGAACUGAAAGGUCAGGCGGGUGGACCGGACGAUCUGGAUCCUCACGGAGCCACAGUAGUCGGCGACCUGAGGCAGUUAGAGGUUGACGAGUGCAAGAAGCUACUAAAGGAAGUCGCGAAAGAUUUCCAGAAUCGGACAGCAGAUGCGGAACCUCCUCUGAUGGUACCACAAAACCAAUUGGCCACAGAAUCAGGCGAAGCGGGACCCCCAGGUAGGAUGACGAUGUCAUCAAAGCUUCCCAAAGGGAUGCAUGGCAGCAUGUCACCUGUGCUCGGCUUUGCCGGAGCGCCAGCUAUCCCAGUAAAAGUCACUGAGCCACAACUGUACACUCUUCCUCCCAUCUCUGCAGAAGCGGUAGCAUGGCACAAAGACCAAAAGAUCUCCUUCUCUGCCGGGCUAACCCUGCCGCUCGUUCACGACAAGGCGGGCAUCAUCCGAUUUGAUGCAGUUCUGGUUAACGAUGGAGGCUACUACAACCCCGAAACAGGAUUCUUCACGGCACCCGUGGAUGGUCGCUACUUGCUGAGCGCCAUCCUCGCAGCCCAACCUGACACCAAAUUGGAGGCGUCUCUGUCGGUGGACCAACACGUCAUCCACAUGUUCGGUUCCAGAAUAGGCGCAGUCUCGGAGCCAUGUUCCAGCCUUUGCGCCCCCCCCUCACUCACCCUAGUGGUGCCCAUGAAACGAGGCGAGCAAGUGGCGCUGAUGUUAAUUGCGGGGAAGCUAGCUACAGGCCAAGUUCGUUCAUCCUUUAGCGGUGUCCUAUUAUACCCGUCUAGUCGGUAGCUGUGACAAUAGUUCAUGCAAGAGUUGGAGAAGACUCCAAGAUCAAUAAAAGACACUAAGAACAAUGACGCAUCACUAUUUGGCACUCUUCAACCACAGCAGUAUUUAAGCAGAAUAAGUUAUCCAUGAGAAUUUUAUGUAUUUUUUAAUUGGUGUUUUUAAAAAUGAACUCUUUUCUUGAACAUCAGUGUUAAAAAAUUGAUUCUGCUUUAUAAAUAUACAGAAAAAUAAUUUUGUAAACUUGUCGACGACCAGUAUUUGAUGUACAGUAGUUAUACCGUGGCUCCAGUUUUAGUACAGUAAUGUAUUAGUUUUUACAGGGACAACUGCGACCUCUAUUGCUUACUCGAGGCAUUGCAAGUCUAACAGUGGUUAUAAAAUAUAGAAUUUUUAAGAUUCUUUAUAAAUAUAUACAUCGUUGAACUACAUUUAUGCAUAAA